GGAACCAGGAAGAGGUUGGUUGUUUUUAAGGAAGUGAUUCUUUGAGCAGGUGCAGAGGACGGUCAGGCUGUGGAACGACAACAUGAGAGCUCUCGUCCUCUUGGCGUGCUUCUCGGCGUGCUUCUCGGCCUGCUGCCUGGCUCAGAGGCCUCAACCAUGCAUGUCUCCUCCUCUGAUGAGCGGCUUCCUCUCGGUGAGCACUCAAAGUGAGAAGCUGACAGCUUAUGCCAAGUACUUCUACGACGCCUUUGGGAAGCGGAUCCGCCUGAAAGAAAUGGGAACCUACAACAACCAGACCUUCCACCUUGAUGCUCUCCUGCUCUUCAGAAAGGGGGUCCUGUACAAGAUCAACCAAAGGAACCAGACGUGCACCAAGAAGCGCCUGUGUGCAGCUUUCCACCCGCUGGCCGUUCCCAGGAACUCCUCCCUGCUGGGACAGGCCGUCCUGGGCAGCUCCUCUGGACCCGGACAGGGGGUCCUGGUCAACACGUGGACCGGACAGGUGCACAUGAGAAACAGAACAGCCGCGUACGUGAGCACCGUCACCGAGUUUGGCUGCAUCCCCGUCAGCACGCUGUAUCACACCAACAAGAAUGGGUGGAUGGUGACCAGCUUCUUCAACAACGUCAUGGGGUUGACGAAUCCUCAAGAACUAAUCCCGCCCCCUUACUGUGACAAUGCCGUGUUGGAGGAAGAGGAGGAGCCAGCAACUUUCUUCAGCUUAUUUUAAUUUCUGCUUUGCAGACUUAGAAUGCGAGCUGCUGCACCUGUCUUUGCACUCAUUUUUUUGUUUGCUUGUUUUCUGAACCAGCACUUUGCUUGAAUCUGAAAGCUCAAAUUCAACUGAAUAUGUCUUUAUUUUAAUAGAAAAUAAAGGAAGGGUGGAUGUAUGGUGUACUUUCAUGAGAUUAAUCAACACAUUAAAAGCUUGAAGAUUCUA
Oryzias melastigma (Indian medaka) is the source of this 940-nucleotide messenger RNA. Its product is annotated as ependymin. The coding region runs from base 83 to 730 and encodes 215 amino acids. The record is from RefSeq and is a predicted model, not a curated record. The transcript is spliced from 6 exons. Gene Ontology annotation, cellular component: extracellular region; lysosome. Gene Ontology annotation, molecular function: calcium ion binding. Lineage: Eukaryota; Metazoa; Chordata; Actinopteri; Beloniformes; Adrianichthyidae. Gene Ontology annotation, biological process: cell-matrix adhesion.